GAAAGGCGUGUCCGUGUUUGCAGGUCACAUGACUGUAAGGAGAAGCUGAGCCAUCAUGCCGACUACACAGCAGUCCCCGCAGGAUGAACAGGAAAAACUUCUGGAUGAAGCAGUCCAAGCUGUGAAAGUACAGUCAUUUCAGAUGAAGAGAUGUCUGGACAAGAACAAGCUGAUGGAUGCACUGAAGCAUGCCUCCAAUAUGCUGGGAGAACUCCGCACCUCCAUGUUGUCUCCGAAGAGUUACUAUGAGCUAUACAUGGCCAUCUCCGAUGAGCUCCAUUACCUAGAGGUUUAUCUUACAGAUGAGUUUGCCAAAGGAAGAAAAGUGUCUGACCUGUAUGAACUUGUUCAAUAUGCUGGGAAUAUCAUCCCAAGACUUUAUCUGCUGAUCACUGUUGGUGUUGUCUAUGUGAAAUCCUUUUCCCAGUCAAGGAAAGACAUCCUGAAGGAUAUGGUGGAGAUGUGCCGCGGAGUGCAGCACCCACUAAGAGGACUCUUUCUACGCAAUUACCUCCUGCAGUGCACUCGGAAUAUCCUGCCAGAUGAAGGGGAACAGACUGAUGAGGAAGUUACAGGAGACAUCAGUGACUCCAUGGAUUUUGUACUGCUGAAUUUUGCUGAAAUGAACAAGCUGUGGGUGCGUAUGCAGCACCAGGGACACAGCAGGGACAAAGAGAAGAGGGAACGUGAGCGACAGGAACUUCGUAUUCUGGUUGGAACCAACUUAGUCCGGCUCAGUCAACUGGAGGGAGUCAAUGUUGAACGGUAUAAGCAGAUUGUGUUACCUGGGAUACUGGAACAGGUUGUUAACUGUAGAGAUGCACUGGCUCAGGAAUACCUCAUGGAAUGUAUCAUACAGGUUUUCCCUGAUGAAUUUCAUCUUCAAACACUGAACCCUUUCCUUCGCGCCUGUGCAGAGCUCCACCAAAAUGUGAAUGUGAAAAACAUCAUCAUCGCUUUAAUUGACAGGUUAGCCCUGUUUGCACAUCGAGAAGAUGGUCCUGGGAUCCCUGCAGAUAUAAAACUAUUUGACAUUUUCUCACAGCAGGUGGCCACAGUCAUACAGUCAAGGCAGGAUAUGCCCUCAGAAGACGUUGUGUCCUUGCAAGUGUCUCUUAUUAACUUGGCGAUGAAGUGCUAUCCUGAUCGGGUGGAUUAUGUUGAUAAGGUGUUGGAGACAACUGUGGAGAUCUUCAACAAGCUCAACCUGGAACACAUUGCCACAAGCAGCGCCGUCUCGAAGGAACUGACCAGACUUCUGAAGAUCCCAGUAGAUACUUACAACAACAUCCUGACUGUUCUGAAACUCAAACAUUUCUAUCCACUCUUUGAAUACUUUGACUACGAGUCCAGAAAGAGUAUGAGCUGCUAUGUGCUGAGCAGUGCCUUGGAGUACAACACUGAGGUUGGAUCUCAAGAACAGGUGGAUGCCAUCAUGAACUUAGUAUCCACGCUCAUCCAGGACCAGCCAGACCAGCCAGCAGAAGACCCUGAUCCUGAAGACUUUGCUGAUGAGCAGGGGCUUGUAGGAAGGUUCAUUCACCUUUUGAGGUCAGACGACCCUGAUCAGCAGUACCUGAUCUUGAACACUGCUCGAAAGCAUUUUGGUGCAGGGGGAAACCAGCGAAUCCGUUACACGUUACCGCCCUUGGUGUUUGCAGCAUAUCAGCUUGCUUUCCGAUACAAAGAAAAUGCCAAAGUAGAUGAUAAGUGGGAUAAGAAGUGUCAGAAAAUCUUCUCCUUUGCCCACCAGACGAUCAGCGCAUUAAUAAAAGCAGAGUUGGCCGAGUUGCCCCUCAGACUAUUUCUCCAAGGUGCUUUGGCAGCUGGUGAAAUUGGAUUUGAAAACCAUGAGACUGUGGCCUAUGAGUUUAUGUCUCAGGCAUUUUCACUAUAUGAAGAUGAGAUCAGCGACUCGAAGGCACAGCUGGCGGCCAUCACUCUCAUCAUUGGAACCUUUGAGAAGAUGAAAUGUUUCAGUGAAGAAAACCAUGAGCCUCUGAGGACACAGAGUGCACUGGCUGCCUCAAAGCUCCUGAAGAAGCCAGAUCAGUGCAGGGCCGUGAGCACCUCCGCUCAUCUCUUCUGGUCUGGACGCAACACAGAUAAGAAUGGUGAAGAGAUUCAUAGUGGCAAGCGCGUCAUGGAGUGUUUGAAAAAGGCUCUGAAGAUCGCCAACCAGUGCAUGGAUCCUUCCCUUCAAGUGCAACUCUUCAUAGAAAUUCUUAACCGAUACAUCUACUUCUACGAGAAGGAAAAUGAUGCGGUCACCAUUCAGGUAUUGAAUCAACUGAUCCAGAAGAUCCGUGAAGACCUUCCCAACCUAGAGGCCAGCGAGGAGACAGAACAAAUAAACAAACAUUUUCACAACACUCUGGAACAUUUACGUCUACGGAAGGAGUCGCCGGAAGCUGAAGGUCCCGUAUAUGAGGGUCUUGUUUUGUGAAGUGAACCCCGUUUGCCCGGUCCAUCGUCCCUUGCCAUGAAUUCAUCUGUUGUUCUGCUAUGAUUCUUUUUCCCAUAAAUUCUAAUAAUUUCCCUUCAGUGAUAGAUUGUGCCUUUUGGAAAUGCCAAGUAUUAAAAGCAUCAAUUUCCAGACCAUUUCUGAAAAUUACCAUAAAGGUGUCAUGAGCAUCAUGCCUAGAAAUUAGACUGCUCUCAUACUAUCGUUUAUCCUCUUGGGGAGGAAUUUUCACACCCAUAAAGAGGAAGUAUAAGUGAGAAUCCCUGUAGUUUUACAGUAUUUGCCCACCUGUUAAAAGUGCCCUUUUACAUAAGUAUAGUCACACUAAUACAUUCUGGCUGCCUGCAGCCUCCACAACUGCACAAUGCUUACAUCUUACAGUUUUUGUCUACAAACCUUUUAUUAUUUGCAGGAUAAAUUAGAACAAAAUGCAUUGUCAAUGGUAUAGAAAUAUAAUAAAGGAACAUGUAACUCCCAAACAAAAAAUGAAUGUAUACACUAAUGUUAGAAGUCUGCUGACAGCUUUAUGUAGAGGAGGGGAGACGAGUGUAAUCAUAUGUUGAGGCCCAAGCAUGCAAGUACCGUGAAACCUCUUUGAGAUGACCACCCAAAAUUGUGCAAAAAAUAAAAAAGACUGGUCUUCUAGGGUGGUGUUCUUAUGAGAAUGCAUUAUAAGUGUGGAACUGAAAAUCUAUUGCAGAAAAUCCAGUCUGGAUAAGGUAAGGGUCUUCUCAAAAAGGUGAUCUUUUGAAAGUGUUUCACUGUACUUAGGAGGCAGGCCCUUAAUAUAUGGCACCUCCUUUAACAUGAAGACCGUAUGCUCACAGGGGGUACAACUGCUGGGAUUCCCUGCAAUCUCGAGUAUGGAAUUCAAGUAUGCGCUGUACUGCUCCCCUGGUUGUCUGUGGGGCUGCGAAGAUAAUAUAGUACAGAGCUUUGAAAGGGAAUAAUUGUUAAAAGGGUAUUUCAAGCAUAGGAUAGGGAUAUUGUGUUAAAUCACUGGAAAUGUGGCUUUUAGGACCCUUCACAAUCUCCAAAAUGGGGCCCCUGGUCUUUGUUAUUAAUGGAGCAGCCAGUCACACAUGCAUGCUGCUCUGUGCAUUCUCUGUGGAGCUGCCUAAUGCAACACUCGGCUAUCUUCAACAGCUCCAUAUAGAAAGGAUGGAGUAGCGGUGCGCAUGUGCAACUUGCUGCUCCAUACAUAACAAAGACUCAGAGGCCCCAUUCUGGAAAUCCAAGGGGGUUCCCGAUGGUCGUACACUGCAGCCUCACAUUCAUCCCCUGUUCUGUGGAAAGGGAAUAAGUCAUUUUAACUACACAAAUACACGUUUAAUGGUAGCACAAACCCUCUUGGUGCCAAAGUUCUAUUGCAUCAAGUACCUCUUCAGUCCUUUUUCUCAACUGAGUGUGGUAGUGACUUCUUGAUUGGAUGCUAGGACUCUCCACCUGAGAGGCUGCCGUAGCAGCAACUAGAGCAAUAAAACUCUUUUUUUUGUCGGUCAUGCAGGUCGCAUAAUCGGGACCCAAGGUAUAAUUACACUCCCCCAAUCCUCUAUAUAGUACAGAAGACUCAACACUGGGGACCAUUUACCUUUAGUGUCAGUAUUCUAUACUUCCCCUAUAAAGAACUAAAGAAUGUAUUGUUACAAUCAUGGAAAUCUCCUCUUCAUGAUCCCCCCCCCCCCCACACACACACACACACACACACACACACACACACACAAACACACACGAAAAAAACUUGUUAAUUCACCUGCUGUAGGUAUGUAGUAGUACUUAUGUCCUAUACAGAUCAUAGCCAAUAAUCUCAUGUAAGGUAAAAGCGGCUAUUCUUACAGUAAAUUGAAGAAAUGCUUUAUCGGUUUUCAGCAAGUAUGAAGCCAAUGGCUUAAAACUGCACUUACAGAAUGAAACUUGCAGUUUAAUAUCUUGUUAGAAGCCUAGCGAUGUCUUUAACAAGACUGAAGUGUUACGGUUAUAAUUGUUACAGUAGGGAUUGUAACCAGUCAUGAAGAAUUGUAAUGCUGAAGUAAGACUGGUCCCAAGUCCACUUGCUAUUAUAUUGAAGGAAUAUGAACACAUCUAUGUUUAUGGGACUCCUCUAUAAGAUGUAUUAUUUAAGAGUUUGAAGAAUCUAUCUGUGCUGGUCGUGGCUUAGUAAAACUUCCCAAAUGAUUGUGUGCUGUUAUAAUAUUUAGUUCAGCUUGUAAUGUGGGCAAUGAGCAGCCAUAAUUGUAUUGGGUAACGUUGUCUAUGCCCGUAAUUUGGAGCUGUGUGUGUGGGAAAAAAAUGGCGCUCCAACCUCUUAUAAUGAUGUUCCAAGGUGGACGUUCCUUAUAGACUGCAUUCCCUGCAGAAAUGAGAAAAUAAAAAAAGGACAUUUUUUAAUUAAUACAAGGUCCUAGCUGGUGAUAUCUGUAUCAGGGAAUGUUGGGUGACCACCACUAUGACCAUUACAAUUCCUGUAGGGGCAUCACCUACUUUUCCUAGACUUGCUGCAUAAUAAAUGACAUUUGCUCUUAUGGGCUGUGAAAAUAUAACAAAAAAACCUGCAGAAGAUAUAAUGUUGGCUAGUUUUAGUUUUCUUACAGAUACAACUUUAAGCAGUUGACAUUGACCUUUUUACAAAUUUGAAGUCUUUUUGUUUUUAGAUGGGUAUUGAUCAUUACCUUUGUGUCUGCUAAGAUGGGUGUUGUUCUUAAAGGGGUUUUCUGGAAUUUGAUAAAUAUAUUGAAUUCCAGAAAACCCCUUUAAGAAAACCCCUCAAUCUUUGCAGACAUAGUGCAGUAAAUGUAAGGCCAAAAGCAGACCUCUCCAAUAGCAUUACCCUAUAGAUUUGCUUUGGCUGACCAUGCACAUGUGUUUUCAGAAAUAGGUGAAGUGGUGCUGUUGCACUUUCCCUUUAACAUUUUCUUUUAAUGCAGCAAGCAGCACCACCCCCUCUCAUUCCAGCUUGUAUCAGAGCAUGCCUUGGGACUUCCAGAAUGGACGGAGUUCUAUUUUAGUGACUGGGGUUCUGUUUUGUCCAGUGAGGGCCAGUACUGUGCGCAGACCUCCUUUAUCAUCAGCGUUCAUGUUUGACAUAGCAUAAGAAGAAAUCUUGAGAACAUUUGUGAUGAAAUAUAUAGUGUAUGUAUAACCAUUCUUGUAAAUUUAGAUAUAAAUGCGGUAUGCACAUUUAUUCAGUCUCAUGAUUUGCACCCGUGGUAUAAUAAAAUGAUUAUUAACAGUUCAGAA
Hyla sarda is the source of this 5701-nucleotide messenger RNA. RefSeq names its product VPS35 retromer complex component (gene VPS35). Gene Ontology annotation, cellular component: retromer, cargo-selective complex; late endosome; retromer complex. The transcript has 17 exons. The record is from RefSeq and is a predicted model, not a curated record. Gene Ontology annotation, biological process: intracellular protein transport; retrograde transport, endosome to Golgi. NCBI's taxonomy places the organism in Eukaryota, Metazoa, Chordata, Amphibia, Anura, Hylidae. The coding region runs from base 56 to 2446 and encodes 796 amino acids.